This is a messenger RNA of Durio zibethinus, 2309 nucleotides long. Its product is annotated as subtilisin-like protease. The record is from RefSeq and is a predicted model, not a curated record. Gene Ontology annotation, molecular function: serine-type endopeptidase activity. Lineage: Eukaryota; Viridiplantae; Streptophyta; Magnoliopsida; Malvales; Malvaceae. Gene Ontology annotation, biological process: proteolysis.
GAUUUCUUCAUUCCUUUAACCAAUAUGAAGGGCAAACAUUUUGAAAUGCUGCCAAAAUUGGUAGCAAUUUUUCUAGUUACUCGUGUUUUCAGGUUUAAUAUUCCUCUAGCAGUUGCUCGAGAAGUGGAAUUUAUGCCCAUGAGCAAAGAAAAUGGGAAAAGCGGCUUAUCAACUUACAUUGUUCACCUUAAGAAACCAGAGGGAGUCUUUGCACAAGCAGUAGACUUAGAUGGUUGGUAUCAAUCGUUCCUUCCGGUCACCACAUCCAGCCAGCAAACCAGGAUUGUUUAUUCCUAUCGAAAUGUGGCAACAGGAUUUGCUGCAAAACUAACAGCAGAUGAAGCAGAAGCAAUGAAAAGAAAGGAAGGUGUCAUAUCUGCUCGGCCUCAAAGAGUAUAUUCUCUACAUACAACACACAGUCCUGACUUUUUGGGGUUGACCCAAAAUCUUGGAUUUUGGAACCAAUCAAAUUAUGGUAAGGGAGUCAUAAUUGGGCUUUUAGACACUGGAGUAACCCCAGGUCACCCUUCAUUCAGUGAUGAAGGAAUGCCUCCGCCACCAGCAAAAUGGAAGGGCAAAUGUGAAUUUGAUAGGGGAUGCAAUAACAAGCUAAUUGGUGCAAGAAAUCUUGCAGAAGAUGAGGCAGGGCCACCAACUGAUAAGGAAGGUCACGGCACUCACACAGCAAGCACAGCUGGUGGAAAUUUUGUGGGGGAUGCAAAUGUGUUUGGCAAUGCCAAUGGCACAGCUGUUGGCAUGGCACCUUUAGCUCACUUGGCAAUGUACAAAGUAUGUGGACAGUACUGUUCAGAAAGUGCAAUAUUGGCUGCAAUGGACGCUGCUGUUGAGGAUGGAGUGGAUGUCCUUUCACUUUCAUUAGGAGGUGGUUCAGUUCCCUUCUAUGAAGACUCAAUUGCAUUGGGUGCCUUUACAGCUAUUCAGAAGGGUAUAUUUGUGAGCUGUUCAGCUGGAAACGGAGGUCCUGGCUAUAGUACCUUAUCAAAUGAGGCCCCGUGGAUUCUUACCGUCGGAGCAAGCACCAUUGAUAGGACCAUAUUAGCAAUAGCGAAGCUAGGAAAUGGGUUAACAAUUGAUGGUGAAUCCCUUUAUCAGCCUAAAGAUUUCCCUUCAACGUUACUGCCUCUUGUGUAUGCAGGAGCAAAUGGUAACGCGUCAUCCGCAUUUUGCGCCCCUGGAUCAUUGAAAGAUGUUGAUGUCAAAGGAAAAGUGGUUUUGUGUGAAAGAGGAGGGGGUAUAGCAAGAAUUGACAAAGGCCAAGAAGUGAAGGACAAUGGUGGCGCUGCCAUGAUCCUCGCGAAUGACCAGCUUAGUGGCUUCAGUACAAUAGCUGAUCCCCACGUACUUCCUGCAACACAUGUGAGUUUCACAGCGGGUUUGAGCAUCCAAAAGUAUAUAAACUCAACAACAAAACCAACAGCUACAAUCUUGUUCAAAGGUACUGUAAUAGGAAAGCCAUCUGCUCCUGAAGUCACUUCUUUCUCCUCAAAAGGCCCAAAUAUGCAAAGCUCUGGGAUCUUGAAACCCGAUAUUAUUGGCCCUGGUGUAAGCAUUCUAGCUGCAUGGCCAGUUUCUGUGGAAAACAAAACAAAUACAAAGUUGACAUUUAACAUGAUUUCUGGCACUUCCAUGUCCUGCCCUCAUCUCAGUGGGAUUGCUGCUUUACUCAAAAGCUCCCAUCCAGACUGGUCUCCAGCUGCUAUAAAAUCAGCUAUCAUGACCACAGCUAGCUUGGUAAACCUUGGAGGGAAGCCCAUUGUUGACCAAACAAACACUACUGCUGAUAUCUUUGCAACUGGCGCAGGUCAUGUUAAUCCAUCCAAAGCAAACGACCCUGGCCUUAUCUAUGAUAUCCAACCGGAUGACUACAUCCCUUAUUUAUGUGGCCUGAAUUACACUGACGAAGAGGUAGGAACUAUUGUGCAACGACCUGUGGACUGCUCCAGUGAAUCAAUAAUAGCUGAAGCAGAGCUAAACUAUCCUUCAUUUUCUAUAAUAUUACCGGAGUCUGGUUCUCAAAGAUAUACGAGGACGGUGACAAAUGUUGGCCCAGCAAGCUCACCCUACACCUAUGAAGUCGUUGCUCCAGCAGGAGUAGAUGUUAGUGUAAAACCGAAUCAGAUUGUUUUUACAGAGGUGAACCAGAAAGCAACUUACUCGGUGACAUUUAGCAGACAAAAGAACAUCGACUUGCAAUUUUCCCAAGGACUUCUCAAAUGGGUUUCUGAUCAGUAUAAUGUUACAAGCCCAAUUGUUGCCAUAUUCGAAUAAGGAAUGGCUAGUUCAAGCAG